Molecule: messenger RNA, 930 nt
Organism: Aspergillus puulaauensis
Lineage: Eukaryota; Fungi; Ascomycota; Eurotiomycetes; Eurotiales; Aspergillaceae
Product: NAD(P)-dependent oxidoreductase
Exons: 3
Coding region: 1-930 (309 amino acids)
Biological process (GO): L-valine catabolic process
Cellular component (GO): mitochondrion
Molecular function (GO): NAD binding; NADP binding; 3-hydroxyisobutyrate dehydrogenase activity
Source: RefSeq, a predicted model, not a curated record
AUGGGAUACGCCAUGGCGAAGAACAUCCGCAAAAGGAUGUCGCCGACAGGCACUCUAUACAUAUUUGAUGUCAUUCGCUCGGCAUGUGAGCGGUUCUGCAAUGAAAUGCAAGCCGGCGGUCCUGUCGUAAUUGCAGCCUCGCCCAGGGCGGCCGCUGAAGUAUCCGACACUGUCAUUUCCAUUGUCCCUGGCGCCGACCAAGUGCGACAAGUGUAUCUCGAUGCCGCAACAGGCGUCAUUGCCGCGCGAAGGAACCCCGAGCGGCUGCUUCUUGAGUGCAGUACUAUCGACUCGAAAUCGACUCAAGCUAUGGGGGAGGCGCUCCUGGUCCAGGGAGCGGGGACAUAUGUCGACACCCCUGUCUCGGGGGGAGUCCCAGGUGCAGAGUCAGGAACAUUGUCUUUCCUAAUCGGACACUGCAAACCCUCCGAUACGGACCGCGUCUCGCAGCGACUGGAUCAGGUCGCAUCAAUGAUGGGCGACCCUAAGAAGUUCUUCUACUGCGGCCGCCUGGGUGCAGGACUAGCGGCGAAAAUCAGUAACAAUUAUCUCUCCUGUUCCAUCUUGCUGGCCGUGGCCGAGGCCAUGGCGAUUGGGACGAGGUCGGGGGUUGAUGAAAAGCUCCUGCACGAGGUAAUUCACCAUUCAACUGGGCAGAACUUCAUGGCCGAUAAUGUGCAGCCCGUUCCGGGAGUUGUGCCUCAUGCCCCCAGUAGCAACAACUAUAGAUUGGGGUUCAAGACGCAGAUGAUGAUAAAGGAUCUGGGGUUGGGUGUGCAAGCUGGAUAUGCGACGGGGAUCAAGCCAACCAUUGCAGAGGCUGCUCUUAAUGUGUACGAGAAGGCGGCUGUUGAUCCGCAGUGCAUUGAUCGCGACGGAUCGUCCGUUUAUCUUCAUAUCACAGAUCCCGCUCGGCAGGGUACUGAAUAG